UUGGAGAAGUUAGAUCAGCCACAGAGGCGAUGCAAGGCGUGCAUCUGGGCACGGUGCGCACCAAAGUAACAGGGUAGCCCAACUUUUCUUUCUGCACUAGAAACGUAUGUCUCGAGGCGUUUGUUAAGCAUGGAUCGCAGGCAUGGAAGGAUGGACUGGCGAUUGACGGUUUUCACGCUCUUUUUGAACUUUCCCUUCACUUACGGGUCCCCCUCCUCUUACGGCUUAUUCCAGGGCUCUGCGUACACCGGGGCGACCCACAGGCACAGGAAUAGGAACUGGUGCGCCUAUGUGGUGCAGAGGAACGUGAGCUGCGUGGUGCAGGGCAGCGCCGAGGGCCUCCAGGAGCCCGUGGUGGCCCCCUGCCCGCCCUACCAGCCCGACUGCCAGCAACAAGUGACGUACCAAACACGGCUUCGGCCCACAUACAAGAUUGCCUACAAGACAGUCACAGAGUUGCAGUGGAGAUGCUGUCCCGGUUACAGAGGUCCAGACUGUAAGGAUUUAAGACAAAUGCCAGAUCGCCGACCACCCCCACCCCAGGGAGAGGACCAUUACGUCCCACCAAAUCCCGGACACUCUACUAGACACACGCAGCGUACAGAGCGAAGGGAGAUUGCACAGGAGACAAGACAAGUUGUCACAGACAAGGUGCGUCUUCUGGAAGGCGAAGUGCAGCGUCUGUCUCAGACAGUCCUGGAUCUCCAGUCGGCUUUGACGGGGGUGACUACCAACCUACGCACAGACCUGCAGGACGACACAAAGAAAAUGCUGGUGACACUUCUCAACAACAUGCGGCCUCCAGAUACUCCCAGUGUAGGAGGAACAGAGGAGAGCCCAGCAGUGUUGGACGGUCACCAGGCUACCAGAGGUGCCAUCGCAGGAGAGAACGCCCUAGAAAAAAUAGUGACUCGUUUAGAUGAUGUCGGCAUUGCAUUGAAAAGCAACGACGAAGCUUUGGAGGACCUAAGAGGAGUUGCAGCGAAUCACGAGGGGCAGAUCCGUGUCCUAAUGGACGCUUCCCAGUCUCAGCCUCCAGCCAUAACUGAGUUUGAUGUGGUGCAAACCUACAUUGAUGGAAAAUUUGACAAGCUGAAGAGGGAGCUAGACCAGAAUUUGGAGAAACAGGUGGCCGAACUACAGCGAUCAUGCGACGACAAGGUUCAGAUAGUUCAGAAGACCUGUGAAGACAGAAAUGACCACGUCUCCCUCAGGCUCACCAAGCUGAUGGAAUCCAAGGAGGCUGAUCUGAGAAAGGAGAUCCGAGCACUUCGUCUAGAUAUGGCUGCCGCAGAUGGACCUGUGCGAACUCAAAGGCAGACAGAUCCAUCCAGAGAGGACAAGGACGACAGUAACACGAAAGACUUGUGGCGUGAGAUUGACCGUAUCGAAGAGGCUUACAGAAUCCUUAAUGUCCGCAUUGACAAUGAACUGGCUCACUUGUCCGGACUUCAGGACAUCGGUGAUUUUGGCGCAAUGGUCACGGAGUUGGAGGCGCGUCUAAAUAUCACAGAACGCAAUACUGAGACGCACUGCUUCUACGUUGAUGAGAAAUUAAGCCGAACAAUUAGGGAAGAAGUGGAAGCACUUAAGCAGCUUCUGGAUCAAGGUUUGAACAGGGUGGAAGAUCAGUUUACGAACACUCUGGUGGAAAUGAGCAACAACUCUUUCCCGGGGACUUUAACUGGGUCCAUGGUUGCUAUCCAGACAGAAGUCGACAACACCAAGUUCCUCCUCCAAGGUUUGGAGGAAAAGGUUAAUGAUGUUGAGGAGAUGUGCUCUGUAGGAUGUUCAGGUGCUGGAAUGACUGUAGGCGAGGGAAGACCAGUACCCAUACCUUUACCUGGUACAGAAAACAUUAUGAAGGAACUGAAAAGAUAUCGAAAUGACUUGGACGUUCUUAACACAGAUGUAAUGUCCAACACAAAUAAGCUUACGCAACUGGAGGACCGUGUUCAAAGGGAGUCCACUGAAAAUGAGAAACAUUUGAAGACAAUGGAGGACUUCCAGAGGGGCUUGAUUAAUCUUCAAGACAAUUUCCUUGGCGUAGCUAGUGCUGUCACUGGGUUAAGUGACUCUUUGAGCCAAUACAACCAGGAUGUGCAAAGAAUAAACUCAACAUGCUGCCAUGCGGAGCGGAGCAACACUGGAAGUGCCACGCAGGUUAACUGGGCUUCUGCUGACUCUACCAGCCGUCAGAUGGAUGAACUGAAGAACAGGCUCGAUGCGCUAAGUACGGAGGUGUCAUCUGAACUGAACGACUGUAGACAAGGCACACGGGGGGUUUCUGACGGAAUCGCAGCUGUGGAUGAUCGCGUGACCCGACUUGAAAAGAUGUGUGGAAGGCUAGAUGGGGUUUCUGUUAACGUCAGAGAUCUGAAAAAUGGGCUGGAGAGAUAUGUGGGCGACCUGCGGGACUGCGUCCACAGGAUGAAUGUCACCAGUAGACAUCAUGGCACAGACAUCAGCACGCUGCAGAAUGCCUUGCAAAAUCUCCAGGCGCAGAUGUCUGCAAUGGCCAAACACGUUUUGAAAGACGUUGCUGCCAAAGAGCCAGGAAUGCCCUUAACGCCAGAGAGGCCAGCUCCUAUCCCUGACACGACUCCCACCAGAACCAGAAUACACCAAGUCUACAUCCCUGUCCAGCUCCCUCCACGGCCGUCCAGCCCCCGGCAGCCGUACAGCCCCAGCCAACCGGCGCAGCCCAACAUGCACACCAUCAGGAUCAGCCCGCCAAGCCAGCCCGCCGGCCGCCAGCAGCCCGGCCAGACUCUUCCCCUGAUUCCCAUUCGACCUGUGGUGGAGACGGGAGAGGCGGGACCUCCAGGAUACAUGCGGAGGGUAACUGUGCGCAGGGGGUCCGAGAACCCUUCCAGCAAACCGGUCCAAGGGUUUGCUGGAGCUCCAGGCUAUCCUCCCCUGCAGCCGACAUCGUUCAAACCUCAGUCAGCCAGCCGCAGAGUUCCCGUAGCAGCAAAGAUGCAGUGGAGCCCGAUGGAUCAAGCUCCGGCUGCCGCUCCAGUGUCAGUGGACAACAGCGCCUUUGCAGACCCCUUCUCCUUCUCCGCCGGCCUGACGCAGCUGCCGCGCUUCUCUGGAGACUUUGGCUUCAUCCGCUUCAACAGGGUGCUGGUUAAUGACGGUGGACACUACAGUCCCCAAACAGGGAUCUUCACCGUGCCGCAGGAUGGCCGAUACUUGAUUUCAGGCCUCCUGACCGCAAAGUACAGCGUGCAGGCCGUCCUGUCCGUGUCCAACCGCAGCAUGCACCAGCUGCGCAGCGCCGUGCCGCCCCUGCCUGGGAAGCUCGGGACCGCGGCCUGCGGCUGCGGAGGCACCGUGUCCUUCAGCCUGAUCCUGCCGCUGAAGAAAGGAGACCGGGUGGGUCUGGUGAGGACCGGAGGUCAGCUGGCCACCACCGAGGCCAGGGAGAUCCUCUCCACCUUCAGCGCCAUCUUCCUGUACGCGCCACAAUCCAAGAGAUAGCCGAAGCUCAACCGAGCAGCAGCGACGAGGACUUAUUUGUUCCCAGGUAGUCGGACUGGAAGAAACCGCUUUUUUCCCCCCAACGAUCUGCUGGAAUGCAGCAAUUUAACAUUGGUGAGAAAAAUGAUCAUCUAUAAAGUCAUCAUAUUGCAAUAUAUGUAUGUCAUUGAAAAAGAGACAGAAAUGCAUUAGGCAGGGUUUGUAUCUAAUAUAUUUGAUUAUCACAUUGAAAUGUUGUAUCUAUUGUAAAUGAACAUUAUGCCACUGUGCUUGUUGUUGGUUACAAAAUAAAACCUGGUAAAACACCUUGAAAAGAUGAGCUCACUUCCUCUCACUGUGCACACAUUUAGACCUAAAAAAAAAACCCACAUGAAGGGAUUCAUGUGGAAACAUUGUUUUUAUUAUGAAUGUUACUAACCUGUUUGGCUUCAGAAGCAGAGGAAAGGCGAAAACCUCAUUUGUGUCAUUAUGUAAAGUGGGUAUAUUUCCCCUCUUUACUCCUGGGACUGAUACAUUUUCUAAAUUGCAAACUGUUAGAACUAUACAGCCUUCAGUUCAGCCUCUAUUAACCUUUAAAAAAAGAAAAAGGGAAAUUUUAAUUCAAAGUAAAAUACAAGGGUGCCCUGAGAACUACUGUUUUUUAUAAAUAUCUGAUGUUUGUUAUAUUCUGUGAAACCAAGUCAAAUUUGGAAAGACCGGAGGGAAUUGCACUGCAAUAACCUCAUUAAUGUAUUGUUUGUUUGAAAAUAAAACCAGGGCCAAAGUUACCCCGAAUAGCC
Molecule: messenger RNA, 4265 nt
Organism: Cololabis saira (Pacific saury)
Lineage: Eukaryota; Metazoa; Chordata; Actinopteri; Beloniformes; Belonidae
Gene: emilin2a
Product: elastin microfibril interfacer 2a
Exons: 9
Coding region: 130-3486 (1118 amino acids)
Molecular function (GO): protein binding
Source: RefSeq, a predicted model, not a curated record